UAAGUUUUUUUAUGUGACGUAUGUGAAACGUACUAAAUUUCUAAUGGCGGUUGAAGGAGUAACACGUGAAUCAAGUUAAUGAAUUUCUGAAUCACAUUUUGUAUACUAUGAUUGCUGAGCGACCGGUGCUCAUAUUCGAGAAUAAAGAUAUCUUCUUUUGAAAACAAAAAUGGAAAUCCGCUUCACUCCUCAACGAAUCGUUAAAAGACUUGCCCAUGAAAUAUACGAAAACGGGGCAUUAUAUAAAACUGAUAAUAUGAUUCGUGCAAUUGUAUUCUGGGGAAUCACCACGGCACUAUGGAUUGGCAAUUAUUUUUCCUUUCUUGCAUCCAUAUUUACAGCCUUUUCUAUUUAUGUUUGCAUUGGAGGUUGGAGAUUUGUGAUUUUAUUAUACAAAACACUUGGAAGAGACUUGAGGGGUUUGUAUCGGUUAACAAAAAUGAGGUUAUUUAUUCGUAAAUGUCGGAAGCAUAACAGAACAGUUGGACAAGUUUUUCAAAAUCUAGUCAGAAAACACCCGGAUAAAAUGUGUCUAAGGAAUGAAGACAGAAAAUGGACAUUUCAAGAGGUAGAAAAUUACAGUAAUCAAGUGGCAAACUGCUUUGCUGAAUUAGGUUUUCGCCGUGGAGAUGAUGUCGCUCUGUUCAUGGAUUCAAAACCAGAAUAUGUUGGAAUUUGGCUAGGAUUGUCCAAAAUUGGAGUUGUUCCAGCUUUAAUAAAUUCCAAUUUGCGUUUAGACCCUCUUUCACAUUCCAUAACUGUAGUCAACUGUAAAGCAGUCAUUUUUGGAAGUGAAUUACUUGAUGCUAUCAAAGCAGUAGCUCCUUUGCUGAAAGAUAAAAGUGGUUUGCAAUACUUUUGCCUGGGCAAAUUUGAUUCUACAGCUUUCCCAGCACGAUCUCUCGAUGGAAUGAUACAGCAAAGCUCAACAAGCAUACCAUUAGCAAAUAAUGGUGGCAACAUGGAUGAUCGGCUGUUUUAUGUAUAUACAUCUGGUACUACUGGAAUGCCAAAGGCUGCCAUCAUUAGACAUAGCAGGUUCAUGUGGCUAGGAGCUGGUAUUCACCAUAUGAACAAACUUCAGUUUGACGAUGUUCUGUACACUGCCCUUCCCCUGUACCACACUGCCGGUGGCAUCCUGUCGCUAUCUCAGACAAUUCUUUUCGGGUGUUCUCUAGCCAUAAGAAGCAAGUUUUCUGCAUCCAAGUUUUGGGAUGAUUGUAUAAAAUAUGAAGCAACUGUUGCUCAAUAUAUUGGUGAGUUAUGUCGCUAUCUCCUCGCACAACCUGAGAAACCACAAGAGAAACAACAUAAAGUUAGGUUAAUGUUCGGAAAUGGUUUGCGUCCCCAAAUAUGGAAGCAAUUUGUAGAAAGAUUUAAUAUUGCAAACAUUGGUGAAUUGUAUGGAUCAACAGAAGGAAAUGCUAACGUCAUCAACAUUGAUAAUAAAGAGGGAGCUGUUGGUUUUAUGUCUCGAAUCAUUCCCACAAUUUAUCCUGUCAGCCUUAUAAAAGUAGAACCUAGCACAGGUGAACCAAUUCGGGAUGAAAAGGGUUUAUGCAUUCGUUGUGAACCAGGUCAACCUGGGGAAUUUGUAGGUAAAAUAAUUGUCUCGGAUCCAAUAAGACAGUUUGAUGGUUAUGUAAACCAAUCUGCGACAAAGAAAAAGAUUAUUAGAGAUUGCUUUCAAAAAGGAGAUACUGCCUUUCUGUCUGGUGAUAUGUUGAUGAUGGAUGAGGAUGGGUAUUUAUUUUUUGUGGACCGAACAGGAGAUACUUUUAGAUGGCGUGGUGAGAAUGUCUCCACUAUGGAAGUGGAAGGAGUUAUUAGCAACAUUUUGGGACUGACUGAUUCCGUCGUCUAUGGUGUAAUGGUUCCAGGUUGUGAAGGUCGUGCUGGAAUGGCUGCUAUAUGUGAUCCUGAAAAUGUUGUAGAUUUGAAGUAUUUGUUGGACGAAAUGACCAAAGUUUUACCUUCCUAUGCCAUCCCUCAAUUCAUAAGAAUACGUGAUAAAUUAGAGUCCACAGGUACAUUUAAAUUAAAGAAAGUUGAUCUUCAGAAGGAAAGCUUUGAUCCGUCUGUAGUCGCUGACCCAUUGUAUUACUUGGAUAAAAAGUUAGGUGCUUAUGUUCCAUUAAAUGUAGAGUCAUAUUCAAAGAUUUGCAAAGGACAGAUUCGACUUUGAGUUCAAAUGACUUUUUCAGAACAAUGUAAAAAUAUUUUGUGAUCAACGCAUGUUUGUAUGUAGUUUGUUCAUUAGCCAAGCUGUAAAUCAUCUGCCCAAAUGUUUUGUUCCUUAAAAUGUGGAGACUUCUAUGGAUUAUUUAUGAAUUUUAUUCAAAGGAAGUGAAAAUCUAUGAUUUUUAUUGUCAGAUAUUUAUAGAUAUUUUUAGAUGCUUUAGUGUAUACAUAUUAGUGUUAAUGGAAGCUUCAGAGAAAAAUAUUUUCAAUGAAUUAUAUUUAAAACUUGUGGAUUCAGUAUUUUUCGUACUUUAAAGAGAAAAAAAUGGCAAAUUUCCCUGAGCAAAUAAUCAAUGUUUCAAAUGUUUUUCAGUCCUUGAAGAAUACUCAAAAAAAGUUUUUCUUGUAUUUAAACAUUGUGAAAUAUGUCUAGAGAUUUUCCAGCUUCACAGCAUUAUUUUCCAUGCCUUGUAUCUUCCACUAUUCAUUCAUUUUCAAAUCAUUGGUCACAGAUGCUGAAAAUUUUGCCUCAUUCCUUCCAUACUGCAUUAGUUUUAGGAAAAAAUGAAUUGCACUUUUAACAAUUUUUGUAAGUGUUGAGCGGCAAAACAAUUUACAUACUCCUAUUUUAAACAUUACAAAUUUCACAUUUUUGAAGUAUUUGAAAUUUAUUUUUGUCAUAAGAAAACAUACUUUUUAAAAGUUUUUUUUUUCUUUUGAAUCUCUUAUAAUAUUCAUGGUUCAGAAGUUUUUGUGUAUGUGAUAUUUAUUUAAUUUUCUUUUUACUUUCCUUUCUAGUUUUUCUUUCUUUCCAUUUCUUUCCCAUUUUUUAAAAUUAUUGCAUUUAGGAAAAAAAAUCUUCAGUUUUAUGUGCCAUGAUCUUUUUGCGAAAUUUUCGGAUUGAAAAAUUAGGAGAUUUUGUCUUUUUAAAACCAUUUAUGAUAAUAAUGUAUGAUUUUUUUUUCUAUUGCUUUUCAAAUAUUUUCUUGGUGCAUAUAGAUCAUCUUAGUUUAAGAAAAAAAAUUAUGUUGUUCCUCUUUAAAUGUUUGUGUUCUAAUGUAUUUAAAAUGUUUGUUCAAUUUUUACCAAUAAAAGUAGGAAUUUU
Uloborus diversus is the source of this 3286-nucleotide messenger RNA. RefSeq names its product long-chain fatty acid transport protein 1-like. The transcript is spliced from 12 exons. Gene Ontology annotation, cellular component: endoplasmic reticulum. NCBI's taxonomy places the organism in Eukaryota, Metazoa, Arthropoda, Arachnida, Araneae, Uloboridae. Gene Ontology annotation, biological process: triglyceride homeostasis. Bases 170 to 2185 code for a protein of 671 amino acids. The record is from RefSeq and is a predicted model, not a curated record. Gene Ontology annotation, molecular function: long-chain fatty acid transmembrane transporter activity; long-chain fatty acid-CoA ligase activity.